This is a messenger RNA of Rotaria sp. Silwood1, 1092 nucleotides long. The record is from the annotation of a GenBank genome assembly. NCBI's taxonomy places the organism in Eukaryota, Metazoa, Rotifera, Eurotatoria, Philodinida, Philodinidae.
AUGUUCUUAUUAAUAGUAUUACUUUUCACCCAAUUGACUAAAUCAAAUGCAAUUAUUCCCUUUGAUGGAAUUAUUCAUCGAUCAAGUGAUGGAAGUUCUUAUGCAUUUUUAUUUCCACCAAGAACAGGAGGUCAUGCAUCAUUCAUUGAACAAAUGACACCAAGUGGUACUUUAGCUAUUGCUUGGUUUUCAGGUGGUGAACAGCAACCUAAUUGUUCAAUUGCAGUAUCACUUCUAGAACUUGGUUCACAACAAUUUACACCUGGUGUUAUUGUAAGUGAACGUGUCAAUUAUUCAAAUCAAAAUCCGGUUCUUUUUUGGGAUAAUGAAACACAAAUACUGCAUCUAUAUCAUACACAACAAUUAGGACAUUUAAAGGAACAGUAUGCUGAAAUGUGGCAUUCAUACAGUAAAGAUCGAGGUGCAACAUGGUCAACUCCUGAAAUAUUCUAUAGCACACCAGGUGCAUGGGAUCGUAAUCGUAUUAUUCGUACAUUCGACAAAGGUGGACUUAUUUUCCCAUGUUAUAACUCUUCACUGAAUCAUAUUGAUGACUAUUCAUAUAUACUUCGAACGUCAUCACCUACAUCCAAAUGGACUCGAAUUGAUAUCAAACAAAGUGAUAAUCUUGUUCAACCAACAAUCAUUCGUUUGCAUAAUUCUUUACAAUUACGAGCAUUUUUUCGCGAUAAAAGGUAUCAAUGGAUUUAUUAUGCUGAUAGUAAUGAUGAUGGAUUAACUUGGACAAUACCAAAACCAACAUCUCUACCAAAUAAUGAUGCAGCAAUACAAGCAUAUACAUUAAAAAGUGGAGCUAUAAUUAUGGCAUUCAAUAAUCUUAAUGGUACAGCAAGAUCACCAUUAACUGUGGCACUUUCUUAUGAUAAUGGAAUCACAUGGCCAUAUCAUAGAGAUAUUCAAAUUCAUGAUGAUGAUAAUGAUACAUAUGUUGGAGAAUAUUCAUAUCCAUCAGUAGUUCAAAGUUUUUGGAGUGGAAGUGAUGAUAAUGAUAUUCAUUUAGUUUAUACAUAUGAUAGAGAAACAAUAAAAUAUCGUAGAUUUAAUGAAAAAUGGGUCAAACAAGGAAAAUAA